GCGCCCGGCAUUCGCACUCUGCUGCUGACAGCACGCACUUGAUGUAACUAUUUAAAACUGGCUCUUAAAGUCAGAUGCAAGACUAGAAUCGAUUAGAAUAAAUAAAAUAAACUUUGACUUUUGAUUCAGUCAAGUGAAAUUCUUUAGCAUCCUGCAUAGUUCGAGAACGCAGAACGCUUUGGCAUAAACGAGUAUGGACAGUUUCAGCAUGUGCGUGGAAAAGAUGCUAAACAUCAGGAAGUUGUGGAUAUAAACGGACAGAAGAACUGUGCUCAUUCGUAAAAUCCUAUGGCUUGAAGUUUCAGGCUUCUUCCCUGGCCACAGCUCAUGGAUUUCCUCACGGAGUAUCCCUACAAUGACACUUAUUAUGACAACAGGACCGGGGCACUCAACAGCACAAGCUGUGAGGCCAAGCAUCAGUAUAACUACUAUGCCAUGCUCCUGACUCUCCUCAUCUUUGUCAUUGUCUUCGGCAAUGUGUUGGUGUGCAUGGCUGUCUCCCGAGAGAAAGCGCUGCAGACCACCACUAAUUACCUCAUUGUCAGCCUGGCGGUGGCAGAUCUUCUUGUGGCCACAUUAGUUAUGCCCUGGGUGGUGUACCUUGAGGUGGUGGGGGAGUGGCGUUUCAGUAAAAUCCAUUGUGACGUGUUCGUCACCCUGGACGUCAUGAUGUGCACAGCCAGCAUUCUUAAUCUGUGCGCCAUUAGUAUUGACAGGUACACGGCUGUUGCCAUGCCGAUGUUGUACAACACACGCUACAGCUCCAAGAAACGAGUCACGGUAAUGAUCUCGGUGGUUUGGGUGCUUUCGUUCACUAUUUCCUGCCCCCUGCUUUUUGGAUUAAAUAACACAGCUACACGGGAUGAGACCAUAUGUGAAAUAGCCAACCCUGCUUUUGUUGUCUACUCCUCCAUAAUGUCAUUCUACGUGCCCUUCAUCGUCACCCUUCUCGUGUACGUGCAGAUCUACGUGGUUCUUCGCAAGCGGCGAAAACGGGUCAACACUAAACGGAGCUGCCAGAAGACAGACUCAGAUGCUCAGCCCCCUCUCAAGGAAAAGUGCACUCAUCCUGAAGAUGUGAAACUGUGCACAGUUAUCAUUAAGACCAACGGGGGUUUACCUGCCAAAAACAAGAAAGCACAGCUGAUAAAGGAGGUCCUGCACCAAGGUGCUGAUGUUGGAGUGGACAUCGUGGCAGACACCAGCCCUCCCGAGAAAAAGAAACUGGCAUCCACUCUGGUCGUCGACCUGCUGCCCAACCCAAGUCCAAUCCAUGCCUCUCCCGCCCAUGGUGAAUGCCAGUCAAAUGGAGAUGAGAAAAAUGGGCAUACCAAGGAGGUUCAGACCCCUAAAGAAGCCAAACCUGUUGAAACUCAGGCACUGCCCAAUGGCAAAACCCGAACUACAGUGACCAAAACCAUGAGCAAGAGGAAGAUUUCACAGCAUAAAGAAAAGAAGGCUACUCAGAUGCUGGCUAUUGUUCUAGGUGUUUUCAUUAUUUGCUGGCUGCCCUUUUUUAUUACUCACAUUUUGAAAACUCACUGCACAAGCUGCGUGGUGCCACUGGAAAUGUACAAUGCCUUCACUUGGCUGGGAUAUGUAAACAGCGCCGUCAACCCCAUCAUAUAUACCACUUUCAAUGUGGAGUUCAGAAAGGCUUUCAUAAAGAUAUUGCACUGCUGAGGACAUUAUUCACUGCACGCAUAGAGGAGGUGGAGAUGGAGGUUUUCGAAAGAGGUUAGUGCCAUCUUUCAACGCCAUGUGAAAUGAGGGAUUUACAAAGCCAUGCUUUUAGGGCAGAGCAGAAGAACUCAUUACAGAAAAUGGAGUUCAAAUGAAUGUCACCGUAGAAUUUUAUUUGCGAAUUUCCAUUAUUUCUGCCAGCGGAGUGCACAUGUGAACGUGUUUAUUCUCUUUGGCACUGGAGUGUAAAUGUGAUUAAUUGUAGAAUUGAAGUAAAUUUGAAAUGAUCAGUAAUUGGAUCUUGCCACAAAGACUUUUACGGAAGCGGAGAUCUGAAUGUCGUAAUUACAUCAUUAUAUCAAUUUAGUGGCAAUUUAGUUUACAAAGUGCUUGCAGCUCUGUUUAUUUAAGUAAUUAUUUAAUCACCAAUCUAUUUAUUUGUCUGGGAACUUGUUAAUUAAGAGAUAGAUAUUGUAAAGGAAAAUACGUAAGGUGAAAAUGCCAUUCAUGGUUUUAUAAAGCCAGGACUCAAAGAUAUUAAAGGUGCACUCAGUAAUGUUUUGUUUCUCGGAUGUUUGGACUGUCAUUCUGACGGCAUCCAUUCACUGCAGAGGAUUCAUUGGUGAGCAAGUGAUAUAAUGCUAAACUUCUACAAAUCCGUUCCGGUGAACUAACAAACUUAUCUACAUUUUGGAUGGCCUGAGGGUUAAUAAAUGUUAAGCAAUUUUGGGGUUAACUAUUCCUUUAAGAAAAAGGUUUCAAUUAACAAUGCGUCUUGUAGAAAUGUGUUGUUUGUGGUCAUUUGUGUAUAAAUUAUUUCAUGAGCUAAUGAUAAUAGCCAAAAUAAACUAGUAUCUGUCUGGUCAUGUGAUCUCAGCAUGUCUGCCCAAUUAGGUACCCACUCGCUCCACACUUUUUAUCAGAGCAUACAGUAUAAUUUUUUUUAGUUAUUACUUUGUGUAAAAUGUUUUUAAGAACAAUACAACUAUUUAUUUUUUAAACAGAAUGCACCUUUAAGCAAACAGAAAUGAAUGCCUUUGACUUACCGACUAUGAAGGACAAUGUAAAUAGGAAUUAAAUAGUUUUAUUGAAGCCCAUGACAAAAAUUAUCAUGCAUGUUGCAUUUGUGCUUUACUACACUGCAGCCAAUGUAUGUCUAUUGUGUGUGUGUGUAUGUGUGUGUGUGUGUGUGUGUGUGCGUGUGUGUGUGUGUGUGUGUGUGUGUGUGUGUGUGUGCGUGUGUGUGUACAUUACGAGUACACAAACUUAUCUGAGCUAUAUAAAGUUGUAUCUUUGUACUGAAGUAGGUGUUUUUAUUUGACGUGACAGAUCAUUUUUGUGGUUGAAAAAAAAGCACAAUUAAUUUGUGGGGGUGGUGCAAUUUCCCAUGUUAAUAACUGUGCUCCAUUUUAACAUGGCCAUAGAUAUCCACUGCUGGAUCAAAAUUCUGAAUAAUAAAAAUGUUGAAAUCAUCUUUUAUGAAAGAAAAAAAAAAGUUUCAGGACAGAGUGAAUUAUUAUAUAGUACAUGAUAAUGACCAUUAACUUUGUUGCUUGUGAAGGUAAUAAUUGCACUUUAAUUUAGUUUCUUUCUUUUUUUCUUUGUUGAGAAAAAUGUAAUUACUGGUGUGUUGUAUAAAAUUGUCUCUCUCAGUGAUCGUUUGAAAAGCAGUCAUGAGAAAGAAAAUGAUAUGGUUCAAAAAACAGACAUUGAUGUAAGUCAUCUUAAUGCUGAAUAGUGUAAUUUUUCAGUGUUAAAAUAGUUUAUGCCAUCACAGCUUAUGCAGACACAGCUUACACAAACUAUAAGUAAGCCUAUUAAUAUUUAUAAAUGGUGUGAAGCUAUAAAACAUCACCGACCAGCCAGACACAGCAACACUAGGUCAACAAUUAAGGCGAGUUUGGGGCAUAACUAUAUGUUUGUUUAGUUUUUUGUUGUUUGAAAUGUUCAUUAUUCUUGCAAUUCCAUUCAGUGACACUAAUAGCACAAAGAUUACACACUCCCUUACUUGCUUAUAAUUGCAGUUUAAUCAUCACUAAACAUGUAGAUCCUGUAGAAGACAUUUCAGUGAGAAUAAAAGCGUGCUUACAGUGAGGUGUUUUAUGUAACUAAUAUCAGACUCUCAAGCUGAAAUAUUUGGCACUGUUAGUGCAAAACCUAUUCAAUUAUUUAUUUACUUCACGGCAACCUUUUUGUCAUGAAGUGCUAUUGUCAUGAAGUUAAUCAAUGUGCCAUACAUACACAGGUCAUUUAAAUUUAAUAAAAAAAAGAAAAGAAAAUAUAUUUCAUAGCAUAUUAAUCACAAACUCAAACUUAUUUUAUGUGUAUAAUACAAAUAUUAGAGAUUCUUACAUAUUUCCGAAGCUCUUUUUUUUUCUCCAUAAAUGGGUUUUAAACUUAUGUGUGGAAUGUGAGGAUUCUGUAUACUGUAUUGGAAAUCUCCAAAAAUGAUAGCGAUAAUGUGUUUCGUUCCAAAAACUACUGCUCUAAAGUUUCUUUAUUCAAUUAACAAUAGGUGAAUAAAAGCACUGACAACUUUUAGCAAUUAAAGAAAGCUUUUAGGGCUUGAAACUAAACAUAUUUGAAAUUGUAUUCCACUAUUGUAAAUUGAAUAAAGAAGCAUAGAGUGCAGACCUUUUUUAUUUGGUUAUACUUGGGCUUUACACCAAAAAGCUGGGAGGCGGUAAGUUGUUUGUCAGAGCUGUGUGCUUCUUUUGACUAGUGCAGGUUAAAAUCCUGCACUUUGAUAGUAUUUAUAACUCCUAACUUGGUUAUUUAUAACUGCAUUUCUUUCAUGAUGUGCAUUUGCGACCCAAGAAUCACAGUAUGUUGUUUUACUGCUUUACACUUCUUUGUUUUUAAUGACCCCUAUUUCCAAUCAGGAUUUAAUCAAUAGUUUUAUCAGUAUGUGCUCAUGCAAAUAUAAUGGAAUGUAAAUGCUGUACAGUUUUUAAUCAACUCCUGCUGUAUGUGUUUUUCAACAUGGUCUUUUCCUUGUACAUAAAGUCCUAUCAACUUGUUCGGCUUUGAAAAAAGAAAAACAUGCAAUGGAUACCUUUUACAUAGUAAGUAAAUUUAUGGUCCAAGUAAGUUUAUGGUCUGUCAGAUAUUUUGUAAUAGCAAUGUAAAUAUUGAAUGAAUAAAAGUCCUUGUCAGGCAUUGUGAACUGAUCUUUUGUACAAAAAUCUUGCUACACAUCUGCUACAGUGUUAUUUAAGUCAAAGGAAAUAAGUGUUAUUUGUAGGAGUGGGUAUCAAUAGGCUUCUAAAAAUAUUUGAAGGGUCAAAUCUGUUGUACAUUGAUCAUAUGCUGGCUCUUAAAUGGUGUGACAUUACUUUAAAAUAAGGCUAAUGCAAGAAAAGGUCAAUGUUUGACAGAGAGUGGAGAUGAAAACAACUGGCAUUCUGGGAAAUCUGAAAACACUGUGGCAGAAAGGCUUUUAUUAACCCAGCAAAUUCAGGGCAUCAUUGGAAAAGGCACAUCGGAUCAUAUGUUUCCAUUUGUUUUUUGGCUGUUUUGAUUAUUUGUAAUCACCAUAAUUAAAAUCAGAACCUUAUUG
Molecule: messenger RNA, 5242 nt
Organism: Carassius gibelio (silver crucian carp)
Lineage: Eukaryota; Metazoa; Chordata; Actinopteri; Cypriniformes; Cyprinidae
Gene: drd2b
Product: dopamine receptor D2b
Exons: 8
Coding region: 328-1683 (451 amino acids)
Biological process (GO): adenylate cyclase-activating adrenergic receptor signaling pathway; adenylate cyclase-inhibiting dopamine receptor signaling pathway
Cellular component (GO): glutamatergic synapse; presynaptic membrane
Molecular function (GO): G protein-coupled receptor activity; dopamine neurotransmitter receptor activity, coupled via Gi/Go
Source: RefSeq, a predicted model, not a curated record